AUGAAGUCGAUCUUACUACUAAUGAUGGCGGCAGCCGUUGCCGUCGCACAGACCGUACAAACCGUACCGACCGAAGGCACUAGCGCAAGCAUCAACACCCGCCCGAUAUCACUUACAUCAGACGACACACCCACUCUAAGCUCGAUCUCGUCAACCGUGUCAGAUACCACAGCAUCAACAUCCUCGGAAUCAUCUACUAGCGCUACUAGCAGUGCGAGCGUCACAAGCACCACCAGCGACACUAGCGCGUCCACGGGAUCAAGUUCGUCUCCGAGUAUUACAUCCGCUGGGACUGCGACGCAGACACUGGGCGGAGUUACGCCUUCGACGAUAAUCAGUGGUUCUUUGACGGAAUCUCUUAGUGCGUCGUCGACGCCUAAUGCUGCUGCGAUGCCUACUGGGAUUGGAGCUGGGGUGGUGGUUGGUAUGCUUGGUGUUGUCGCUGCGUUAUGA
This is a messenger RNA of Hypoxylon trugodes, 453 nucleotides long. RefSeq lists its product as uncharacterized. Bases 1 to 453 code for a protein of 150 amino acids. The transcript is spliced from 2 exons. Lineage: Eukaryota; Fungi; Ascomycota; Sordariomycetes; Xylariales; Hypoxylaceae. The record is from RefSeq and is a predicted model, not a curated record.